AUGACAACAGAGAAGAGUUUAGUGGCUGAGGCUGAAAAUUCACAGCACCAACAACAGAAGGAAGAGGGAGAGGGAGCCACAAACUCAGGCCAACAAGAAACUCAGCUGGGAGAGGUUUCUCAAGCAGCAGCUGAGGGAGAUAAUCAGUGUGAGCAGAAGCUGAAAACAUCCAAUGGAGACACUCCUACGCAUGAAGACUUGACCAAGAACAAGGAGCGGACAUCAGAAAACAGGGGCCUGUCACGGCUGUUCUCCUCAUUUCUCAAAAGGCCUAAAUCUCAGGUCUCUGAGGAAGAAGGCAAAGAAGUAGAGUCAGCCAAAGAGAAAGGUGAAGGAGGUCAGAAAGACAUAGAAUUUGCAACCAGUCUUGAUGAAGAGGUCAUUUUAAAGGCCCCAAUUGCAGCUCCUGAACCUGAACUCAAAACAGACCCAUCCUUGGAUCUUCACUCAUUAAGCAGUGCAGAAACACAGCCUGCUCAGGAAGAACGCACAGAAGAUCCAGAUUUUGAAACUAAGGAAGAAGGAGGAGUUGAAGAGUGCUCUAAAAUAGAAGUGAAAGAAGAAAGCCCUGAAUCAAAAGCAGAAAGAGAAUUAAAAGCUUCCCAGAAAUCAAUCAGAAGACACAGAAACAUGCAUUGCAAGGUUUCUUUGUUGGAUGACACAGUUUAUGAAUGUGUUGUAGAAAAACAUGCAAAAGGACAAGAUUUACUUAAGCGAGUAUGUGAGCAUCUCAAUCUUUUGGAAGAAGACUACUUUGGUCUAGCCAUUUGGGAUAAUGAAACCUCCAAGACAUGGCUGGAUUCUGCCAAAGAAAUAAAAAAACAGGUUCGUGGUAUCCCUUGGAAUUUCACAUUUAAUGUAAAAUUUUAUCCACCUGACCCAGCACAGUUAACAGAAGAUAUAACAAGGUAUUAUUUAUGUCUUCAACUUCGACAAGACAUAGUUGCAGGACGUCUGCCCUGUUCCUUUGCAACGUUAGCAUUAUUAGGUUCUUACACCAUCCAGUCUGAGCUGGGCGAUUAUGACCCUGAACUCCAUGGUCCGGAUUAUGUUAGUGAUUUUAAACUGGCCCCAAAUCAGACCAAGGAACUUGAAGAGAAAGUCAUGGAACUGCAUAAGUCAUACAGGUCCAUGACUCCAGCUCAAGCUGACCUGGAAUUCCUUGAGAAUGCCAAAAAGUUGUCUAUGUAUGGUGUUGACCUUCAUAAAGCAAAGGACUUGGAGGGAGUGGAUAUCAUCCUAGGUGUCUGCUCUAGUGGCCUUCUGGUUUACAAAGAUAAGCUGAGAAUUAACCGCUUUCCUUGGCCCAAAGUGCUGAAGAUUUCUUAUAAACGUAGCAGCUUUUUCAUCAAGAUUCGGCCUGGAGAGCAAGAGCAGUAUGAAAGUACCAUCGGAUUUAAACUUCCCAGUUACCGAGCAGCUAAGAAAUUAUGGAAAGUCUGUGUAGAGCAUCACACAUUUUUCAGACUGACAUCUACAGAUACCAUUCCUAAAAGCAAAUUUCUUGCACUGGGAUCCAAAUUUCGAUACAGUGGCCGAACUCAAGCUCAAACCAGACAAGCUAGCGCUCUGAUUGACAGGCCAGCCCCACACUUCGAGCGUACAGCAAGCAAACGGGCAUCCCGGAGCCUUGAUGGAGCGGCUGUCGAUUCAACAGACCGAAGUCCUCGGCCCACUUCUGCACCAGCCAUUGCUCAGAGUCAGGGCACAGAAGGCAGUGUGCCAGGUGCACCUGUCAAAAAAACACAGAAGGAAACAGUGAAGGUUGAAGAGAAAAAGGAAGAAGUGCCACCUGAGCAAGCUGAGCCAGAGGCCACAGAAGUGUGGAAGAAAAAGAGAGAGAGACUAGAUGGUGAAAACAUUUAUAUCAGACAUAGCAAUUUAAUGUUGGAGGAUUUAGACAAAAGUCAAGAAGAGAUAAAAAAACAUCAUGCCAGCAUCAGUGAACUGAAAAAGAACUUCAUGGAAUCUGUACCUGAACCACGGCCUAGUGAGUGGGAUAAACGCUUAUCCACUCACUCCCCGUUCCGAACACUUAACAUCAAUGGCCAAAUCCCGACAGGAGAAGGACCUCCCCUGGUGAAGACUCAGACCGUCACCCUCUCAGACACAGCCAAUGCUGUGAAAAGUGAGAUCCCAACCAAAGACGUCCCUAUUGUCCACACUGAGACCAAGACCAUCACCUACGAGGCUGCUCAGACUGAUGAGAGCAAUGGGGACUUGGACCCAGGAGUCUUGCUGACAGCUCAGACCAUCACCUCUGAGACCACCAGCAGCACCACCACAACUCAGAUUACCAAGACUGUCAAAGGUGGGAUAUCUGAGACCCGGAUUGAAAAGAGAAUUGUGAUCACAGGAGAUGGCGAUAUUGACCAUGAUCAGGUCCUUGUGCAGGCCAUCAAGGAGGCCAAGGAGCAGCACCCAGACAUGUCCGUGACCAAGGUGGUCGUUCAUCAGGAGACGGAAAUCUCUGAGGAAUGA
Messenger RNA from Pipistrellus nathusii (Nathusius's pipistrelle), 2481 nucleotides. The record is from the annotation of a GenBank genome assembly. Lineage: Eukaryota; Metazoa; Chordata; Mammalia; Chiroptera; Vespertilionidae.